This is a messenger RNA of Engraulis encrasicolus (European anchovy), 794 nucleotides long. RefSeq names its product dickkopf-related protein 3-like. The transcript is spliced from 5 exons. Bases 1 to 600 code for a protein of 199 amino acids. Gene Ontology annotation, biological process: negative regulation of canonical Wnt signaling pathway; multicellular organism development. Gene Ontology annotation, cellular component: extracellular region. Gene Ontology annotation, molecular function: receptor antagonist activity; co-receptor binding. NCBI's taxonomy places the organism in Eukaryota, Metazoa, Chordata, Actinopteri, Clupeiformes, Engraulidae. The record is from RefSeq and is a predicted model, not a curated record.
AUGGUGCUGCGGAUGCUGUGUGUGUGUGCGUGUCUGGCUGUGACACGGGCCCGGAUCUGGGCCUGGAUGCUGGCCAUGCCCUACAGCCCCCCGGAGGACGGACCCCUGAAGGACCUGAAGGACCAAGACACCCUGUCGCUCAUCCACAGAGCAGACGCCGUGGCGUGCGAUCAUGACCGUGUGUGUGGUAAAGGCUUUGUGUGCGACCGCCAUUUUGGCCGCUGCGUCCCACAGAGGCAGGAGGGCCAGUACUGCAGGAGGGAUGCCCAGUGUGUACGCGGCCUGCACUGCAUGUUCGGCAAGUGCCUCCGCAGCAUCCCCAGAGGAGAGGAGGGUGCCAGGUGUAAGGUGAACCGGGACUGCGAUGCGUCCAUGUGCUGUGCCCGCCACCACGGUGAACAGGUGUGCAAGCGGCGGCUGGCGCUGGGCGAGGGCUGCUUCGUGCCCGAUGGAGGCCUGGCGUUCAGCAUCAACCAGGUGUGCCCCUGUGAUGAGGGCCUGCUGUGCCAGGGAGCUGCGGGGGACAAGCCGUGGAGAGAGAGAGAAUUUGUGUACAGUACUGAACAGGCUACGUGGACCUGUCAAGCUUUAAAGCCAUGAUGACCAUACGAUGAGGCCAACAAGAAAAAUGCAGCCUUUUUAAGAAGAAUCAAGCUGGUGUACAGAUUAUUUGUGUAUAUUGUAAAUAAUAAUUAACAAAGAUUUAUCAUUGUAUGUUCUCUAGGGGAAAAUGUAUAUAAUGUAGCUCCUUUCCUUUCUUGUGUCCUUGGCAAAAAGAUGCACUAUUUUUCCUG